Vollenhovia emeryi is the source of this 1600-nucleotide messenger RNA. RefSeq names its product GTP-binding protein 128up (gene 128up). The coding region runs from base 187 to 1290 and encodes 367 amino acids. Gene Ontology annotation, cellular component: cytoplasm. Gene Ontology annotation, molecular function: GTPase activity; GTP binding. Lineage: Eukaryota; Metazoa; Arthropoda; Insecta; Hymenoptera; Formicidae. The transcript is spliced from 9 exons. The record is from RefSeq and is a predicted model, not a curated record. Gene Ontology annotation, biological process: cytoplasmic translation.
ACUGACUCGGUUUCUCAUCUAGGCUUCCAAGCGAUCCGUGGCCCGUCAUGGCGGAACUAACAUAUGUAUUCGCGCACGUGUACUGACGUGUAGCGUGCCCGGUUGCGUUUUGUUGCGGCUCUGACGAUGUGACAGGAGGCCUCGGGCCGGGCAAUUCGUUGAACGUCAUUUUGCGCAGAUCCCAGAAUGAGCACGAUCUUGGAGAAGAUCGCCUCGAUCGAGGCCGAGAUGGCCCGCACCCAGAAGAACAAGGCGACUUCCGGGCAUCUGGGUCUGCUGAAGGCGAAACUAGCCAAGCUCAGACGCGAGCUGAUCACCCCGAAGGGCGGCGGCGGGGGUGGCGAGCAAGGUUUCGAGGUCGCCAAGACCGGCGACGCUCGCAUCGGCUUCGUCGGUUUUCCUUCCGUGGGAAAGUCCACUCUGCUGAGUACGCUCGCCGGCGUAUACUCCGAAGUGGCGGAGUACGAGUUCACGACGCUCACAACUGUUCCUGGUUGCAUAAAGUAUAAAGGUGCAAAGAUACAGCUGUUAGAUCUUCCAGGUAUUAUAGAGGGCGCGAAGGACGGCAAAGGACGCGGACGGCAAGUCAUCGCCGUGGCGCGAACGUGCAGCUUGAUCUUCAUCGUCCUGGACGUGCUCAAGCCGCUCGGUCACAAGCGGCUGAUCGAGCACGAAUUGGAAGGCUUCGGUCUACGACUGAACAAACAGCCGCCAAACAUAACUUUCAAGAAGAAAGACAAGGGUGGCAUUAAUUUACAAACGAUGUGCCCGCAAUCCGAACUGGAUUUCGACACGGUAAAAAUGAUCUUGUCGGAAUAUAAAAUUAGCAACGCGGACAUCACGCUAAGAUACGACGCCACGUCAGACGACUUGAUUGACGUUAUCGAAGGAAAUCGUGUUUACGUCCCUUGUAUUUACCUCUUGAAUAAAAUAGAUCAAAUAAGCAUAGAAGAACUAGAUAUUAUUUAUAAAAUUCCACACUGCGUGCCGAUCUCAGCCCAUCACAAAUGGAACUUCGACGAUCUCUUGGAGAAGAUGUGGGACUAUCUACAACUUGUUAGGAUUUACACGAAGCCAAAGGGACAACUCCCAGACUAUAAUGCACCCGUAGUAUUAAAUACCGAAAAGCGAACUGUGGAAGAUUUCUGUAACAAACUUCACAGAUCGAUUGCGAAAGAAUUUAAAUAUGCGUUAGUAUGGGGCUCGUCGGUAAAGCAUCAACCUCAGAAAGUAGGAAAGGAUCAUCUUCUUUGUGACGAAGAUGUUGUGCAAAUUGUGAAAAAAGUGUGAUGUUUUCUUUGUCGUUUUUUUGGGCAGCACAAAUAAACUUGGCUAAUGACAUUAAUGAUGUCCGAUUUGUAAAGAGAUCGCAUUUUAAUUAAGUAUAAUGGAUAUGUUAUAUACGCACGUAUAAUAUACGUAAGUUUAAAUCGCUAUUACAUAUAUUUGAACAAUGAGAAGACAUGCAACAUAAAUAAUGAAGAGCUACGGUUAACCUUUAGGAUAUUAUAAAUGCAUUUGAUUUUAUAUAUGUGAAAUCGUGUAUAGAACAAUCUCGAGAUUAUAUUUUAUACGUCAUUAAAAUUUUUUUCAAUGAGUA